Molecule: messenger RNA, 3390 nt
Organism: Peromyscus maniculatus bairdii (prairie deer mouse)
Lineage: Eukaryota; Metazoa; Chordata; Mammalia; Rodentia; Cricetidae
Gene: Dennd6b
Product: DENN domain containing 6B
Cellular component (GO): recycling endosome
Molecular function (GO): guanyl-nucleotide exchange factor activity
Source: RefSeq, a predicted model, not a curated record
CUGGAACUCGCUCUGUAGACCAGGCUGGCUCGAACUCUGAGCUCGGCCUGCCUCUACCUCCUGAAAGCCGAGAUUUAAGGCGAGCGUCACUACCGCACCGGAAAUGGUUUUCUCACUUUUCAAUGAAUGAGCUUUUGAGGUUAGUCUGUAACUGGCUUGGGCGACUGUCCAGUAUGAACGCUGUAGAUGAAAAGGCCCUGCAGCGAUGACACCCAAAAUGAACAUUAAGCUCACAACCCACGGCCGGGGUGGAUACCCUUAGGUGGCCCAAAUACAAUUCUGUGUGGUUCAGAGAAGCGAAAACGACGCCUGACAGCCCUGGUAACCGCCCACAGUCCCCCCCACCCCACCCCCCGAAUCAGACGCAGGCCAGGGAUGUCAGAACCGGCAUUGCUCACCGGCCAGAUUCAGAGCUGCACUAGCUGCCCACGGGCGGACCCGGGUCGCGCAUCCUCCACGAUGCGCCACCAGCUCUAGACCCCUCUAUAACCGGCUGGGGCCUUUCUCGCUGGUACAGCAGCCGACGCCCCAGGGCGGACGCUCCUCUGGCGCCAGGGGGCGCGCGGCUGCUCGGGGGACCUUCUGGCCUGCGACGGCAGCUCGACUGCUCCGAGGCGGGCCUGGUGAACCCCGGCGUUUCCCACUCCCCCGCCCCCCGCAACGUGCGGGUAUCGCUUGAGCUACUACCAUGGAGGGGCCGAUGGGCCCCGGGCCCCGGCAGGGUGGCGGAGGACUAGGCGCGACUAGGUCCACGUCCUCCGGCCGUACAACGCGGGCCUCGGCGAUGCCCUGGGCGCGCUUCUCUGCCUGGCUGGAGUGCGUGUGCGUGGUCACCUUCGAUCUGGAGCUGGGCCAGGCGCUGGAGCUAGUCUAUCCACGUGACUUCCAGCUCACAGACAAGGAGAAAAGCAGCAUCUGCUACCUGUCCUUUCCAGACUCCCACUCAGGAUGCCUUGGAGACACUCAGUUCAGUUUCCGUAUGCGUCAGUGUGGAGGACAGAGGAGCCUCUGGCAUGGUGACGACAGGCCCUAUAACAACAAAGCCCCCUUGGCACUGCAGAGAGAGCCGGCGCACUACCUGGGCUACGUGUACUUCCGACAGGUGAAGGACAGCUCUGUGAAGAGGGGCUACUUCCAGAAGUCUUUAGUGCUGGUGUCCCGCCUGCCAUUUGUCCGGCUGUUUCAGUCGCUCCUCAGCCUGAUCGCCCCUGAGUACUUUGAGAAGCUGGCACCGUGCCUGGAAGCAGCGUGCAAUGAGAUUGACCAAUGGCCAGCCCCCGUGCCGGGGCAGACCCUGAACCUCCCGAUCAUGGGAGUCGUCAUUCAGGUGCGAAUUCCGUCCAGGGUGGACAAGCUGGAAUCCAAUCCUCCAAAGCAGUGUGACCAAGAGAACCUGCUGCCAGCCCCUGUGGUCCUUGCUAGUGUCCACGAACUGGAUCUGUUUAGGUGCUUCCGGCCAGUGCUAACCCAUGUGCAGACCCUGUGGGAGCUCAUGCUCCUUGGGGAGCCGCUAGUGGUCCUGGCGCCCUCGCCUGACGUGUCUUCAGAGCUGGUGCUGGCCCUGACCAGCUGCCUACAGCCCCUGAAGUUCUGCUGUGACUUCCGCCCCUACUUCACCAUUCACGACAGCGAGUUCAAGGAGCUCACAACGCGAACACAGGCCCCACCAAACGUGGUCCUGGGAGUCACAAACCCUUUCUUUAUCAAAACACUCCAGCACUGGCCUCAUGUCCUCCGAAUUGGGGAGCCCAAGAUGUCAGGCGACCUUCCUAAGCAGGUCAAGCUUAAAAAACCCUCCCGGCUGAAGACCCUCGACACCAAACCAGGGCUCUACACCUCCUACACUGCCCACCUCCACCGGGACAAAGCAUUGCUUAAAAGACUGCUCAAGGGUGUACAGAAGAAGCGGCCAUGGGACUCACAGAGUGCCCUCCUGAGGCGGCACUUCCUAGAGCUCACUCAGAGUUUCAUCAUCCCUCUGGAGCACUACAUGGCCAGCCUCAUGCCACUGCAGAAGAGCAUCACACCCUGGAAGAGCCCACCCCAGAUCUGCCCCUUCCGCCAGGAUGAUUUCCUGCGUAGCCUGGAGCACGCGGGACCCCAGCUCACCUGCAUCCUCAAGGGUGACUGGCUGGGCCUCUACAGGCGUUUCUUCAGGUCCCCCAAUUUUGACGGCUGGUAUCGGCAACGACAUAAAGAGAUGGCCCAGAAGCUGGAAGCGCUGCACCUGGAAGCUAUUUGUGAGGCGCAGAAUCUCGAGGCCUGGAUGAAGGACAAGUCGGAGGUGGAAGUGGUAGACCUAGUCCUGAAACUCCGGGAAAAACUGGUGCGGGCACAGGGCCACCAGCUCCCCGUGAAGGAGGUGACACUACAUCGGGCCCAGCUGUACAUCGAUACAGUUAUUGGCUCCCUGCCCAAGGACCUCCAAGCAGUCCUGUGCCCUCCCUAGGACAGGGCCAACCUGUGUGGUCCUGGGGGCCUAAGUCUGCCAAGUUCUCUCUCCACCAGCCUUGGGCUCCUACCUCGGCUUCAGCCCCUCCCAGAACCACCUCUGUCCCAGCAGUAAAAAUGACAUUCGCAAUGACAGUCUGGUCCCUGACUGACUGCCGGGGGAUUCUGUGCUGGCACUGUCUGGCUCCUUCCUGGGCCCCACCUGUCCUCCGCAGCUGGAGGUGGGCGUGGGCUAGUGGCCCUCACUGAUGGAGGUGCCCUCACCACCUGCCCCCUCCUGGCUCCCAUCUGCCCACACUUCAGGAGGCCUUGGUGGUGGGUCCUUUAGCCCAGCAGGCUUCCCAGCUCAGAGCGGAGGGAGGCAGCUGCCAGGGCCGGCCCUCUCCUGGACACUCCACCCCUUCCCUCUUCUGGGGAGUGAUAGGUACCAUGCCUAGGCAGCUACUUGAGAAGGCAGAGACUCUUUGUCCUGUGAGGACCUAAAUCUCCCUCCUGCUGUGAUUGGUCAGGAUGAGAGAGUGAGGGACAGUUAUGGGACCUGGCACCCCACUUGGACAGCAAGCUCAGGCUGUUCUUUGAGGUUCUCACCAUGGUCCUUGUUCCCUUUCUUGGAACACCCCCUGGAUACCUGCUCCAUGAGUUUCACCCAGGCCACCAAGGGAGACUCCAGCUUUUCCCCUGGUGUCUGCCCCUCCCCUUGAAGCUUGAAAGGCUUUGGGCUAUAGCCUAAUGUUACAUUCUCUGCUGUCUUGUCCUUAGUUGGUCUCUUAGGCCAGGGUGUCUCUUGGAGGUAUUGUUCUGUGCUCUUCCUAGGAAAGGGCUAACCUGUGAUCCCAGGUGCCUAAGUCUGCCAAGUCUCCCUUCAAGGCUCUAUCCUGGCUUCGGUUCCCCUUCCAGAACCAUGUUGUCUGAGCAGUAAAAAUGGCAUUUGGAACCAUA